Molecule: messenger RNA, 465 nt
Organism: Populus trichocarpa (black cottonwood)
Lineage: Eukaryota; Viridiplantae; Streptophyta; Magnoliopsida; Malpighiales; Salicaceae
Product: late embryogenesis abundant protein At3g53040
Exons: 1
Source: RefSeq, a predicted model, not a curated record
UGGAAGGACACUAUUGUUGAAGGGACUAAAGAAACUACCCAUUAUCUUGCAGAGAAAGGGGCACAGGUAAAGGACCCCAUUGUUGAAAGGGCUCAGAAAUCUACCCAGUAUGUAGCAGAAAAGGGAGCACAGGUAAAAGACACCAUUGUUGAAAGGGCUCAGAAAUCUACCCAGUAUGUAGCAGAAAAGGGAGCACAGGUAAAAGACACCAUUGUUGAAAGUGAUAAGAAAACUUCAGAGUAUGUUGCAGAGAAGGCAGUAACAGCUAAAGAUGUGAUAGCGCAAAAUGGCAAAAAAGUGGUUCGUUGCGUAGAGAAAGUGACAAAGAACUUCUUCAUUAUGGAGACAUUUCAUUGAAUGUAGUAGGUGAUAAUUGAUAUCAUGAUUUCCAAUAAUAAUAUAUUAUGAAAUAUUGUAUUUUUAAAUCAUUACGUUAAUUAAAUAUUAUAAUUCUGAACUAUAAUA